Danio aesculapii is the source of this 465-nucleotide messenger RNA. It is a transcript of the gene kncn, whose product is annotated as kinocilin. Lineage: Eukaryota; Metazoa; Chordata; Actinopteri; Cypriniformes; Danionidae. The record is from RefSeq and is a predicted model, not a curated record. The transcript is spliced from 5 exons. The coding region runs from base 1 to 465 and encodes 154 amino acids.
AUGAACGCGGUCAGUAUUGGGGAGUACCAUGGGCUACGGGUGGGCUCAGCCCUGCUCAGUAUAGUAGCAGGUUGCAUCAUCAUUGGAGUGUCAAAGGACUGUGAUGCUGAUGCUGUGGGGGGCAUCUUCCUUGGGGCCGGUGGGCUUGGUCUCCUCAUUUCAGUCUACCCGUUCAUACGAGCAUGGUUCAACUUCCAUCAUAUACUGCCAAAUAUAGGCAACUUCAGAGUGCACCCGAUGGCUACAAACUCAAAUCCAGCCCCUGAACAGCCAGCGGCUAUACUCACACGAGAGGGGACUCAAAGUCAGCUUAAUGUAGAGCGCUCGAAAAGUCGUAUGGGGACAUUCGUGGAGACAGCAGCUUCAACAGCCGCCGAGGGCUCCCAGGAUGACGGGCCUUCGGCUGAUGUUCCAGAUAUCUUGGGCAGGCGAAAGUUUAAGUCACCAUCUUCUGAUCAAGAGUAA